Molecule: messenger RNA, 774 nt
Organism: Laccaria bicolor S238N-H82
Lineage: Eukaryota; Fungi; Basidiomycota; Agaricomycetes; Agaricales; Hydnangiaceae
Exons: 5
Coding region: 1-774 (257 amino acids)
Source: RefSeq, a predicted model, not a curated record
AUGGUUGUGGACCCAGACAACAUCCACCCCACCGUGGCUCUCGAACGCCCCAACAGCAAAAAGGCCACGUUCUACUGUGUCAGGUUCUUCCCUUUGGGUGACCAUGCAUGGUUAGUCGAGAAAGACAUCUCGAAGCUCCAACGACACGAAAUCGAGUCGUACAUCUCGGAGCCCCACAAAAAGUCGUCAGAGCUGUUGAAUGGGUAUCGCAUUGCUCUGGACCCUGCGACGUGGCUCGCAGAGAAAGAGGCUAUGAUCCAGGAUACAGUAGACAUGGAAGAAAAUGCUGAGAUUGAUCAGCUUGCAGAGACGGAGGAUGGAGAAGAUGAAGGGGGUGCAGAAACAAGGGAAGAAGAGGAAACGCGACGAUGCUUCUGCAUCUGUCAAAGAAAAGAGAGGAAGAAAUCCGACAAACCAGCGAAAGCUAAGGCAAAGAAAGACGCUGAUGCUGGAAGUACCACAAGAAAAGCCAAGGCCACCAAUGGCAAUGGAGCCUCUAAACGUUCUAAAAAGUCCCAAGCGAUGGUUGAGUCCGAGGAUGAAGGUGAAGCUGAGGCGGAUGCGGAGGAUGAGGCUGAAGAUGACGCAGAUGCCGGGCCCAGCACAAAGAGCUCCAAGAAGGCCGCGGCUGCAGCGGAUAAGGCCGCGGCUGCAGCGGAUAAGGCCGCGGCUGCAGCGGAUAAGGCUGCUAUGUCGCCCCCACCAGCGAAGAAAGCGAAACGGGACCGGGAUGACGAUGCAGAUGAAGUGGAGUGGAUUAUCGCAUCGCUCUGA